This is a messenger RNA of Rotaria sp. Silwood1, 2381 nucleotides long. NCBI's taxonomy places the organism in Eukaryota, Metazoa, Rotifera, Eurotatoria, Philodinida, Philodinidae. The record is from the annotation of a GenBank genome assembly.
AGAACUUUUGGAUAGCCCUAAGUAUUUCCGUGUCAUCAGCUACAGCAGCUAUAUCGUGUUUCACAUUUUAAUCCUGUAGGGAUUGCGCUAACAGCUUUUAUUUUAUUGCUCUUGAAAUUAAUGACUUGUUCUAUUGUUCGUUUGUAUUUCGCAAACAAUGACAUUUCUUUUAUUAUAAAAAAUGCAUAUCAUCACUAUGAGAAAGUAAAACAUGACAUGUUGUCCUUGCAUACGUCACUCUUACAAGGUUGUAAUCCAUUGGUAACUGGCGACAUAUAUAUACGUCAUGAGCUUGAUCAUCAUGUAAAGUGAAUGCAGUUACUUAUGAUACAUGUUUUAUGGAUGCAUUUGCGUAAAAAUAGUCGUCAAGCAGCAGGAACUUGCUAUAUCAUCAUAGUUUCCUACGAUAAGAAACGAAAAUCUGCGUGGUGUGCAGCCACUCUAUUUUACCUGUUUAUCUUUUGUCGGUAACCAACGAGUUAAAUAUGUUUUUUCUGCUUAAUUCUAUUUCAUUUUGAUUCUCCUAUCAUAAAGAAUAUUUCUUACAGUGCUUAUUAUUAAAAAGAAAGAAAUUUUACUUUUGGAUGAUACCAAUGAACUAUUUUGUUGUACUUUCCUUGUUUACAUGGAUGUAAGUAUUUAUUCAGCAUGUUUCUUCUUUUCUUCCUUCUAUCGUAUAUAUUUUCUUAACGAUGGUAGAUGAUCAUUUAUAUUUUUUCGUUUCUUUCUACAUACAUAAUCGAAAGUAGUUUAAAUACGACAACAAACCAGUUUAAUCAACAAGAUAUUAUCACAGUACGAGUGAGAUUAAUUGAAUAAACAAUUUAAUUUUCAGCUUUUUAAGUUGAGAACAAUUAUAUUAUUCUCACGUAGUGAAACAGGUGCAGUCAUUAUUUUCAAUGUUUCUGAUAUUGGUACAGAAAGUAUCUGAUAUUCAUCUUUUAAUAACUGUUUGAACUGCCAUUUUCUUUGCUAGAAAAUUAAUUAAAUCAAGAAAAAUAUUAAAAGUAACCAUGAGCUCUACAUAUUUAAGCAAUUAAAUUUGUACUGUUUAACAAAGAAGACAAGAUAUCUUGGUAGUACAAGAAACAUAAGGCAUUGAAGCUGCAAUAACAAUGGGGGAUAGAGAGAAGGUUGUGCAUGUGAAUAGAAAGAAAGAGACACUGUGAAAGUCGUAACGAGUUGAAAGAACUAAACUUCAUCAUAUUUCGAAAUUAACAAAUAAUUUCAUACCCUUUUCGUUUCAUUUUAGCGUCACUAAUGGAACUGGAUUAGGUAUGCAUGUUCAUGUUGCAACCCUGUUCAAUUCACGCAAAACCAUUGAUAAUCACAAAUCAACCAAUCUUAUAGCUAUUACUGAAAUAUAUGAUCCAUCAGUGAACCAAUGGACUACUACUGCAAGCAUGGCAACACCACGUGAAUAUCAUACUGCAACUCUGCUCAAUUCGGGCAAAGUUCUUGUCACCGGUGGCGAAGGAUACACCGGUUAUAUGGCCAAAUGUGAAAUAUAUGAUCCAUCAACUGGCCAAUGGCACGCUGCUGCGAGCAUGACAACACCACGUGCUUUUCAUACUGCAACCCUACUCAAUUCGGGCCAAGUUCUUGUCACUGGUGGCACCACCUUCUGGAUAAACACUGCUCUGAAUAGUUCUGAAAUAUAUGAUCCAUCCACGGAUAAGUGGAGCCCUACUGCAAACAUGGCAACAGCACGUUCUAGUCAUACUGCAACUCUACCCAAUUCUGGCAAAGUACUGGUUACUAGUAGUGCGGCUAGUUCAGAAAUAUAUGAUCCAUCAACGGGCCAAUGGAACGCUCCUACAAGCAUGGGCCCAACAGCGCGUUAUGAUUCUACUACAACCCUGCUCAAGUCGGGCCAAGUUCUUGUCACUGGUGGCGUCGAAUCAGCCAAUUAUCUGGCUAGUUCUGAAAUAUAUGAUCCAUCAACAGACCAAUGGGACACUAUUGCAAGCAUGGCAAUAGCACGUUCUAGUCAUACUGCAACUCUGCUCAAUUCGGGCCAAGUUCUUGUCACUGGUGGCGUAGGAGAUGCUUUGUUUUUGACUAGUUGUGAAAUAUAUGAUCCAUCAACGGGAAAAUGGCACAAUAUUACCAGCAUGACAGAAGAACGUUCUUCUCAUACUACAACCAUGCUCAAAUCAGACAAAAUUCUGGCCACUGCUGGUUACGGAUAUACUGGUUACCUGAAUAGUUCUGAAAUAUACGAUCCAACAACAGGUAAAUGGAAUCCUGCUGCAAGACUGUCCAUAACAGGUGCUUUUCAUACUGCAACUCUGCUUAAUUCAGGCAAAGUUCUUGUUACUGGUGGCGAAAAAAUUAACAGUUAUAUGAUUAUUGCCCAUCCAAAAAAGAAUAGCCUAUGA